Morone saxatilis (striped sea-bass) is the source of this 2156-nucleotide messenger RNA. RefSeq names its product zinc finger protein 407-like. The record is from RefSeq and is a predicted model, not a curated record. Gene Ontology annotation, molecular function: RNA polymerase II cis-regulatory region sequence-specific DNA binding; DNA-binding transcription factor activity. Lineage: Eukaryota; Metazoa; Chordata; Actinopteri; Moronidae. Gene Ontology annotation, biological process: regulation of transcription by RNA polymerase II.
GAUCCAAGCCCUUCACGUGUAAGAUCUGCAACUUUGCAACUGCUCAGCUGGGAGACGCCAGGAACCACGUGAAGAGACACCUCGGCAUGAGAGAGUACAAGAGAGAAGUCCUAUCUGUGUGACCUGUGUGGCUUUGCUGGAGGCACAAGACACGCCCUCACCAAACACAGGCGCCAACACACAGGAGAGAGACCCUUCAAAUGUAAGCUCUGCAGCUUCGCCUCCACCACGCAGUCCCACCUAUCGCGGCACAAUCGUGUUCACACUGGGGAGAAACCGUACCGCUGCCCCUGGUGCGACUACAGAUCCAACUGUGCUGAGAACAUCCGGAAGCACAUCCUCCAUACAGGCAAACACGAGGGUGUGAAGAUGUACAACUGUCCCAAAUGUAACUAUGCCACCAACUCUCCCAUGGAGUUCCGCAACCACCUGAAGGAAAAUCACCCUGAUAUUGAGAAUCCAGACCUCGCCUACCUACAUGCAGGUAUCGUGUCCAAGUCUUUCGAGUGUCGUCUGAAGGGUCAGGGGGCUACGUUUGUGGAAUCGGAAGCCAUGGACUCCCCCGUCAGCAAGAAAGGUUCAUCUGAUGCAUCCAGCCUGGAUGAUUCUGUCCAGCAGGUCAUCAUCAUCCAGGGCUACGGCGACGGGGAGGUGGCCAUCGACCAGGCCCUGGAGGAGUCAGCUGCUGCCACCUUGCAGACGCUGGCUAUGGCCGGCCAGGUGGCAGAGGUGCUCCACAUCACCGAAGACGGACAAGUUAUUGCCUCGGGCAGGGAGGUAGCAUCCGCGGGGGCCCACCUGGCUGGAGGCAGCACCCAGUAUGUGGUGCUGGAGUCGGGGGAGGCCAGGAAAGGGUUGCGGGCCAUAGCUAGAGGAGGGGUCGCAGCCUCAGGACAAAGUCACAUUGUUUCCGAGUCGUCCACAGCUCUGGACGCUCUGCUCAGCGCCGUCAGCGAAAUGGGCCAUCAGGAGGAAAUGCAAGGAGAGGCUGCCGUCGUUCAUGAGGUCUUGACACCGGAGAUAGCCGAGGCUGCGCGGAGGGGAUCGCACCCGAACAUUAAAGAGGAACAGGAGGUGCAGGUCAUCCAGGAGGCCGGCCAGGAGGAGAUGCAGGAGGUGCUGCAGCUUGCCGCGUCCCAGAUGAUGAAGGAAGGUCUAACCCAGGUUAUCGUUAAUGAUGAAGGAACCCAUUACAUUGUGACAGAGCUGGACAACUGCACCUUGCAGGUGGAGGGAGGCGUGUACGGAGAGGCCGGGGCAGGCGAUGGGGAGGUGCAGCAGACAGAGCAGCAGGCUGGAGAAGAGAUGGUGGUCUAUCUGGAUGAAUCUCCUCAUAAUAUAGUUCUGGAAGGGUAGAGGAGAGAGAGAUUUACUAAAAGAGGUACAUUUAUUGUUUCAUUUCAGUUUUUUAAUUCUGUUAAAGGCUGCAUUAGGCCAAAUGUUUGCCAGUAAAUCUCCUACAGUUUUCCUUUUCCCUUGUCCUAUUUAAUUUUACCCAGUUUGAUUUUUUAUCUAUUUUUUUUUUUUUUUUUACAUCAUUCUGUAUUCAGCUUUUUACUAUCCUCUCUUGGGCUAUUCUAAACUCAGGUUAAACAUCAUUUAUUUAGAGAGACGGUGAAAGAGGUUUUGGUGCUAAGUGAGUUAACUUGCAAUCCUUACAACCACCAAGACUACACAAACCUCUUGAUCGAUGCCAUGCAACUUAUGGAAAUGAUUAUAUUUCCUCCUGAAAUAUUUUUUAAAAAUGCAUCUAACAUGCUGAGAGUAAAAUGAUUCAUUACAAAAGAAAAUGUGUAUUCUGCUCUGUAGUGGUAACAAUGGUUUUCCCGCAAAUGCUUUUUUUUCUUAAUACUACUACUGUUUAAUAUUAUUUCAAGUUUUGUUUGUGGUGUUAGAAUUUUGCUCACGUCAUAUGACACAAAGGUUUAUUCAUUUCUUUCCAUAUAUAUUAUCAUUUGUGAAACUAUAAGCUGAUGGUUUUUUUUAAAAAAUUCCAAAACCUUCAGAUGAUUUAUAUGUAACAAAAUAGAGUUGAUAAUUAUACAUGUCAGUUUUUUGACAAGCCCUCAGCUGUUUGCAAGUUCAGCUGUUGGGAAACCUCUAAAACAAUUAAUGCAAUUUCAUUUCUAACAAUAAAGACUGAGCUUCAUUUUUAA